UUACAAAACUAUGUGUGGGAUGUGAUUGCAGUAUGGAAUACAUGGUAGGAAAGGGUUAGGGGUGUGUAUUUGUAUGUUGGAAAAUGUAGGACGUACGUAGACACAGUAUGAAGAAUGUUAACAUUUCGGUGUCCGGUGUUGUGUAGUACGUGGUGUUUGGUGCAGUCUGUGGUGAAGGCACUUGCAGUAAAUAACCUUACAUUGUGAUCACAUAAGCUUUAACUAUGGAUAAAAAGGAUAGUUCAGAACUGUUAUCUGUAAUUAGUUCAAACUCUGAUGAGGCUGUGAAUUCGAAGAAUGCUAGUUCUGAUUCUUUGGGCUCAGAUUCAAAGUCUAGUUCCUUGAAUUCAAAAUUGGGACAAGAUUCGGCAAGUUCAGACAAAGGCUCUCCUUCUAAGAGCUACUGCUCAUCCAGUUCUACUUCAACUGAAAAUGUAGUCUCAACCCUUGAAAGCAAAUUUAAGACCAAAGUGAAUGUAGCUGAAACAGGACCACCUUCUCGUCCUGAUGAUCCUCCACUGUUGCCUGGAGAGAAAGUCCAGGGUGUGGCAAGGGAAGUGACAUAUUUAUGUCCAUACAGUGGACCUGCGAGAGGGGUUCUUUCUGUAACAAAUUACAAGCUGUAUUUCCGCAGCAUGGACCGAGAGACACCAUACGUGGUUGAUGUGCCACUGGGAGUGGUCAGCCGCAUUGAAAAGGUUGGAGGAGCCUCCAGUAGGGGUGAAAAUUCCUAUGGAAUAGAAGUUUUCUGCAAAGAUAUGAGGAAUUUGAGGUUUGCCCACAAACAGGAAAACCAUUCAAGAAGAAAUGUUUUUGAAAAAUUGCAACAUUAUGCAUUUCCAUUAUCACACAAGUUGCCACUUUUUGCAUUUGAGUAUUCAGAAACUUUUACGGAGAAUGGGUGGGCUGUACAUGAACCAAUAGCCGAGCUGAAACGCCUGUCAGUCCCUAAUGACACUUGGAAAAUCUGCAAGCUUAAUGAGAACUACGAGAUAUGUGAUAGUUACCCAGCAGUGUGGGCCGUUCCUGCACAAGCUACAGACGAUGACUUGAGAGCUGUGGCCGCAUUUCGAAGCAGAGGGCGUGUGCCAGUACUGUCGUGGAUACAUCCAGAGAGCCAAGCCACCAUAACACGAUGCUCUCAGCCAUUGGUGGGUGUCGGUGGUAAACGUUCACGUGAAGAUGAGCGUUACAUUCAGCUUAUUAUGGAUGCAAAUGCUCAAUCACACAAACUGUUCAUUAUGGAUGCAAGACCAAGUGCUAAUGCAAUUGCCAACAAGGCUAAAGGUGGUGGCUACGAAUCCGAAGAUGCAUAUCAAAAUGCGGAAUUAGUAUUUCUGGAUAUUCACAAUAUCCACGUUAUGAGAGAAUCUCUUCGUAAACUUAAAGAGCUUUGUUUCCCAACCAUAGAAGAAUCAAGAUGGCUUUCAGGUGUGGAAUCAACAUACUGGCUGAAGCACAUAAAAUGCAUUUUAGCUGGUGCUGUGAGAAUUGUUGAUAAAGUAGAAAACCACAAAACCUCUGUUCUAGUCCACUGUUCAGAUGGCUGGGAUCGCACAGCACAGCUUACAGCAUUAGCUAUGCUAAUGCUGGAUCCAUAUUACCGUACAAUCAAAGGCUUUGAGGUUCUCAUUGAAAAGGAAUGGCUUAGCUUUGGACAUAAAUUCCAGCAGAGGAUUGGCCAUGGUGAUGAUCAUCACUCUGAUGCGGAUAGAUCCCCUGUGUUUCUCCAAUUUAUUGAUUGUGUGUGGCAGAUAACAACACAGUUCCCAAAUGCAUUUGAGUUCAAUGAUCACUUUCUCCUAACUAUACUGGAUCAUCUAUACUCCUGCAGAUUUGGCACAUUUUUGUAUAACAGUGACCGUGAGCGAGUAGCAGAAGGUGUGAAGCAGAGAACUGUGUCACUGUGGUCAUACACUAACUCAAACUUGAAUGAUUACAAGAAUCCACUGUAUUGGGCAGAUAAUCAACAGCAGACAGUAAUUAUACCUGUUGCUAGUAUGCGGCACAUCCAACUGUGGAAGGGUCAUUAUUGCCGCUGGAAUCCUAGCAUGCGGCCACAGGAUCCUGUUUGUCAGCGAACACGUGAACUGCUGGUGUUAAAGGAGCAACUGGAAAAACAAGUAGAAGAGUGUAGGCGUGAACAGCAGUUGAGAGCUGCACGCACUGCAGCUACACCACCACGACUCUCAUCUCCUGUACACACAUAGAACUUAUUUAAUUGACACAGAAUGUCAAAUGGUAGUAUAACAACAUUAAUUUAUUGACUGUUUUUCAUAGUUACUGUAAAUGCGCAGUACCUGCUUUAUGGAUUCUAAGUUGUCCGUUGAUCUGUGUAAAUGUUCUUUGGUGUCCAAAAAUGAGAUAUAAAUUGUGUAGUUUUGUACAGUGUUGUUGUUUAAAGAUUACAUGAUUUUUAGAGAUUUUCCUGUGAAUUGUUGUUUGUAAAGAGUUUUAAUGGACAUUAAAUGUUUCAAUGCUUGUCCUAAUAAAUCAUUCGGUUUAAAUGCAGCAUGAUGCACCAAGUUGCUGGAGGCUCGUAUCAGCAACAUUGCACUUCAGAAAUAUUUUGAGAAGUCUCAAGAUUGUGAUGUGGUAAUUGACAAUGUCAGUGCAGUGUAUGUAAAGUUAAUGACAGAUAGUUCUGUUCUCUUAUAUGCUAUCCCUAACUACAAUGGAGAAGCAUCACCAGUCCCAGAUGCUUGUGUGGUACUUAAAGACUUAUCAUCAUGGGAACCAUACUAUCGUUAGUUAUUGAGAGAUUCAUUGCAUUGAAUCAUCAUAACAUAUCAUCAUUUCUUACGAGCUAAGUGUGCAGGUAUGUUUUGUCAGUGUAUAUCUGCACAACACCAUAAAAUUGUGAUUUCAUAUAAUAUUCUAAGAAAAUUGAAAGUAAUAAAUGCUUCUGAAAUGAUAGAGAUUGUAUGUUUUGCUUAAUGUGUCAGACACUCUUCCAUUUAUGAAGAAUGAAAACUAAUGUACCGAAAUGCCCAGAAAGAUGUAAAACUGCAGUGACAUUCAUGUAAAUCUGAAAUGGUAGUCAUGAUAAUACUGACCAUAUGUUGUGUGACAUAGAUCUGUAGUUGUCGGGGAAAAAUGUCUUUGCAUACUGUAUUGUUUAAUGUAAUUAUUAAUGGUAGGUCUUUGAAAAAAAGGACAAUAAAUGUAAUAUUUUUUGCUCUAAAAUAGUACUAGUAAUAACUUAAAUGUUUCUUGACUGUGAUGAAUGGGACUUACAUCAGAGAUCAGGUGGUGAUUGGAGAAAGAAGUCUUUCAGCUGGAUCUGUUAGUAGUGGUAAUAACUGUUGUAGUUAAUAUUGCUGGGGGAAUAGUAUGCUUCAUGUAUUUAAUUCCAUCACCAGACUUACAGCUCCUACAAAAUUUUUCAGGAAAUGGAUAAUAAUGCUUCUGUUAUGCAUUUUGUGAAUUUAUGAGCAUAUUACUUCUAUCGUAAGUACAUAUUGUUUCAGUCUGUGGAAAGUAUUUGCAAGGCUAAAUUAUGAUUUUCAUAUUUAAGUCAUUAAUGGCCUAACAGAUCUAAAUAAUAAGACAACAGUUUUGUUGUGUUUCCAGUCCCAUGAAAGCAUUCACUGUAUCACCAAGUUUAUAUGAAAAGAGUAUGUAUAGCUUUGUAUUUAUGUAAAAAAAUAUAUAUAUAUAUGUAUUUGUUGAUGGAAGUGUUUCAUCUUUCAGGUGUUAUUUUCCGAUGAAUGAGGACACAAAAAGAAAAGAAAAUAUCCUACCUUACUUCUUUAUAUUACAUUGCAUUAGUCAUAUUCCAAGGAUCCUGUGAAGAGUGAUCUCUUGGAGAGAAGUCAAAGAUGCACAUUUUAUUUUAUUCGAGUAUUAAGCAACAAAAUGAUUCACUAUUAUGAAAGACUAUUCCAAUCACCAGAUCAGCUAAAACAUUAACUUUAGAGCUUCUGUAAACAUCCUCUUCAAUGAAGUAGAAGAAUGUGCUGAAUUGAAAGUUGUUCAGUCCAAUCUUAAACUCCGCCAUAUUAUUUAUAUGAUGACUAUUGUGCUGUGGUAGGUUGCCGAAUUUCUGCCCAUGUAUCUGACUCCUUUCUACACUACUUUCUACACUAAUGUUGAUGUGUUGAAGUCUUUAUGGAGGGUAUUUCUGCUGCUUUUCAUGAUUUACUCUGUUUUUUGAGAAAAGAGAAAUAUUGGUAAAGUCAUCGGAAUAUCAAGUUUUUUGAAGAAUUCUUUAAGGAUGUUGUAGAAUUAACACCUGAUACAUUUCUUAUAACACACUUGCAUAUUCUGAAAAUACUGCUCCUGGCUGUUGAGUUUUCCCAAUAAUUGAUUCCAUAACUCCUUAGUGAAUGAAAAUAUGCAGAAUAAACUAAUUUCUUCAUUCUUUUAUCACAUAUAGCAGUAGUCGUGUGUACUGCAAAUGUAGCUGAAAUUAGAUGCUUUAUCAGAUCUAGGUGGCGGGUUUUCCAAUUAAUAUUGUGAUCCAUCUGCAAAUCAAAAAAACUAAACAGAACUCCACAACCUAUGAAAAUAGUCAUCCAAAACAAUGAAAUAGAAAGUAGAAACUAUGUGAUGUAAUGAACUGUGUAUGCUGAGUGUUGUCAGAAUUCAGUGAUAAUCUGCUUACCUUUAACCACCUGUUGUUUUUGAAUAUUUCACUAGCUAACUUUUAACGCAUUGAUUGCCACAUGCAUAGUGAUGAAUAUUUCAUAACCAGAACAGGCCAGACAAUGGCAUCAGGCAUGAAGCUCUGCUGCAGCUGCCAGCAGACAUCAGGCAUGAGGCUUUGCUGUGCCUGUCAGCAGCCUCAUGGCAGUCAAUGUGUUAUGUAAGGGGAAUGGUACUACUUAGAAUGACUCUGCUGGUACUGUAAUUGUAUUGUAUUAUUUAUAUAUAUCAGAAACUAAUAGUCCAGAAUGGAACCUUGUGGUACUACAUGUCUGUCUACUUCAAAUGCUGAGUACCUUUUGUUGUGUGAUCAACAUGGAACUUACUCUGCUUUCUGUCAUUCUGGUCAGAUAAACUCAAUGAACCACUGCAAUGGUUGUAAUUUAUAGUUUAUGGAUUCUAGUGUAUCAUCUGUCAAUGUAAAUACAGCCUGUUCAGUUGACAGUCAUUUUUGAAAUCCAAACUGUUUGUGAUAAGUAUGAUUUCCUGUAUUGAGUGUUUAUAAAAGACUGUUGUACAUGACUUCAGAAAGUUUUAUAAACACUAGCAGUAAUGCGAUGGAUGGUAAUUCCUUAGUAAUGUUAUAGCUCCUUUAUUCUAAAGUAACUUGACAACACCUAUUCUGUUCUAGAAAGCACCUCUUCUUUCACAUAUAUCUGAGAGCUCAAGGGGAAAACAUGAAAAGUGAGUGCUAAGUUAUGCAGUGUCCCCUGAAAAAUGUAUAGAUUUGAUAACACUACAAGAAAAUUCACAGAAGCUAAACAUUCUUAGAGUAGUUGCAAAUCAUAAGGUAAUACCCACAAUGAAAAAGUACUAAUCUUCAUUACUGGGAAUGAUGGAACUUAAAAUGAAAUCUAGUCUAUAAGCAAAUAGGAUUUGCUGUGAAUUGAUACAAACCUAUUUAAAAUGAUUUUACAUGAAGUUUGUAAUGUAGUUAACAUUAGUCUGAAGAUGGAAGCUUGUUCUGAAAUGUCAAGAGUUUUAUUGUGAUGAACAAUAUAGUUGUGAUUGAGUUGAAUUAGUCUCUUAAACUGGAAAAUAAUCUGUUGAAAUGUUCAUCCAGAAUUGUUUCUGGAAAUUGAUUUGUGUCUGAAUUGAUUUUGGUUUACAAUUGUGUAAAGAAAUACAUUUUGUGUGGAUUGAGAUAGGUUUAAAAUAAUUUAGAUUUUCAGUAUAUCAUGGAACACAAUUUCAGGAAGAUUAUAAAAUACUUAAAGACCUAGACAACCAGAAGAAACUAAUCUGAAAGAUAAGAAACAGAUCCAUAUUUAUAGCGCCAGCACCAGAAAAAAAGUUUCUGAAAGUGAUUUGCUGGUAAGGAUACCUGAAAUGAGACAAAGGCAGCUAGAUUUGCGUGGAGUAUAAUGGUAUGAAGCAUAACAUCACUUAUAGAACAAAUUAGUGCAUUUUUGAUUUUACAUUCAAUUUAAAUCACUUAUGAUCAGGAUAUUUAGCCUGUUUGACAUUGGCGUGGGAAGUGUAAUGUUGAAAUAUGAAACUAAAGAUCACAUAAAUUUUGAGACAAACUCAGAAAAGUAAAAUAACAAAAAAAUUUACUGUGACAUAUUUUUUAAAUUCCUUACCUGUAAAAAAAGAACCACCUAAACAUUGCUGAGUGUCACGUUCAGGAGAUGAAUUUAUUAAGUUUUACUUUUGAAUCACAGUGAAUAUG
Schistocerca piceifrons (Central American locust) is the source of this 6319-nucleotide messenger RNA. RefSeq names its product myotubularin-related protein 2 (gene mtm). The transcript has 13 exons. The coding region runs from base 225 to 2210 and encodes 661 amino acids. Lineage: Eukaryota; Metazoa; Arthropoda; Insecta; Orthoptera; Acrididae. The record is from RefSeq and is a predicted model, not a curated record. Gene Ontology annotation, molecular function: phosphatidylinositol-3,5-bisphosphate 3-phosphatase activity. Gene Ontology annotation, biological process: dephosphorylation.